Thecamonas trahens ATCC 50062 is the source of this 2048-nucleotide messenger RNA. Its product is annotated as dihydropyrimidinase. Gene Ontology annotation, cellular component: cytoplasm; cytosol. The transcript has 2 exons. The coding region runs from base 516 to 2048 and encodes 510 amino acids. The record is from RefSeq and is a predicted model, not a curated record. Lineage: Eukaryota; Apusomonadida; Apusomonadidae. Gene Ontology annotation, molecular function: hydrolase activity, acting on carbon-nitrogen (but not peptide) bonds, in cyclic amides.
GGGGGGGGGAGGGGCUAACGAGGACCAGAAGAACACGGCUGUGGGAGAACGAGUACGUAGGGUUGCUCUUUUGGAGUUGCUCUCCCCGCAGUGGUCUUCAUGAGUCUCUUCUGCAUGCCGUGCAGCCGGGGCUGGCUACGUCUGGGCUGCGUGGCAACGAUCACACGCGUCGGCGACGAGAGGGAGGUCAGGAGGGCGCAAGACCAUGACCUUCACCUCGCCACCCUGGAUGCAGAAAGCCACCAGGAGACCUACCCACUCGCAUACACACGCAAGCAAGCAUACUCCACUUGCUUGUGUCAUAACUAUCCCACCACCUUCUGCAAUCGGUCCCCUCCUGCUCGCCUCGCCCAUACCCUGCCGCUUGCCCCGGCUUCCCUUGUCGGCGUCCUCUCUUACCUUUCGCCUCGUUGGACACCUUUUUUUUAGGACUCACUUUUUUCGGCGGGUGGCUUUGGGGGGGGGGGGACAUGGUCACACCGACUAUCCCUUGAACUGUACCAUCCUCUGCAUCAAUGUCAUGUCUUGUCACGUCACUCACACAAACGGCUGAUACUACUGCCCCUGCGCCGCCGCUCCUUAUCUCGGGCGGAGAUGUUGUCAACGCGGAUCAGACGUUCCGUGCGGACGUGCUCUGUGUGGAUGGUGUGAUUGCUGCCGUGGGCCUCGACCUGGAUGUCCCCGAGGGAACGCAGGUUGUGGACGCGACCGGUCUGCUCGUGAUGCCCGGAGGCGUGGACACGCACACGCAUUGCCGGCUUCCGUUCAUGUCGACGGUGGCGAUCGACGACUUUGAGACCGGAACGCGCGGCGCGCUGUGCGGCGGCACAACGUCGAUCAUCGACUUUGUCAUUCCGUCGCCCGGCCAGUCGAUUCUGGCGGCGUUUGACCAGUGGCAGGAGUGGGCUGCAGACGCACAGUGCGACUUUGGUUUCCAUGUGGCGAUUACGUGGUGGUCGGACCAGGUCGAGGAGGAGAUGGGCAUCCUGACGCGCGAGCGCGGUGUGGCGUCGUUCAAGCACUUCCUCGCGUACAAGGGUGCGCUCAUGCUCGACGACGAGGCGCUGUACAACUCGUUCACCCGCGCCAAGGAGCUCGGCGCGCUCUGCACGGUCCACGCCGAGAACGGCGAGAUGGUGUACCGCGGGCAGAUGAAGAUGCUCGAGGCAGGAAUCACCGGGCCCGAGGGCCACCCGUGGUCGCGCCCUGUCGAGUGUGAGGCGGAGGCCACCGACCGUGCGCUCCGCACCGGCGAGUUCAUCAACACGCCGGUUUACAUUGUCCACGUCUCGUGCAAGGAGGCCAUGGACGUGGUGGCGCGCGCCAAGGCCGCCGGCCAGGUUUGCUACGCUGAGGUGCUUGCUGGCCAUGCGACCAUCGACGACUCGGUCUACUUCCAGGAGGACAAGCGCGCCGCCAUGCACUACGUCAUGUCGCCGCCCUUCCGCCCGGCUGGCAACCCUGACGCGCUUAUCAACGCGCUCGCCGCCGGCGUCGCCGACACCACCGCCACCGACAACUGCACCUUCUGUACCGAGCAGAAGUCCAUGGGCGCCGACGACUUUACCAAGAUCCCCAACGGAACUGCCGGCAUCGAGGACCGCAUGUCGGUCCUCUUUGACCGCAUGGUAGUCCAGGGAGCCAUCGACGUCAACAAGUUUGUGGCUGUGACUUCGACCAACGCCGCGCGCAUCUUCAACAUGUACCCGCGCAAGGGUGUCAUCGCCGUCGGCUCGGACGCUGACAUCUGCGUCAUGGACCCCAACGCCAAGCGGGUCAUCUCGGUCAACACCCACCACGUCAAGGUCGACUUUAACCCGUGGGAGGGCCGCGAGGUCACCGGCGUCCCGGCCUUUACCGUUUGCGCCGGCCGCCUCGUCUGGAAGGCCGUCAUCGCUGACGGUGUCGCAGACUGGGCCGCUGGUGAGUUCUCCGGCGUCAAGGGCUCUGGCCGCUACAUCGAGCGCCCGUGCUUUGGCCUGCCGUUCGAGACUGUCCCGGUCACCGACAAGCUCCGGGAGAAGCAGCCGAUCCAGCGUGCCGAGUAA